Myotis davidii is the source of this 1937-nucleotide messenger RNA. It is a transcript of the gene SHCBP1L, whose product is annotated as SHC SH2-domain binding protein 1-like. Gene Ontology annotation, cellular component: meiotic spindle. The transcript has 11 exons. Gene Ontology annotation, biological process: spermatogenesis; male meiosis cytokinesis. The record is from RefSeq and is a predicted model, not a curated record. Bases 1 to 1818 code for a protein of 605 amino acids. NCBI's taxonomy places the organism in Eukaryota, Metazoa, Chordata, Mammalia, Chiroptera, Vespertilionidae.
AUGGCUAAGCCCCAAGACAACCCAGUUAAAAAUCAGGCAAAGGACCUGGAUAGCGCGUCUCAAGCCGAGGACCCGGGAGAGGGGGCCGUGGAGGAGGAGGAAGAGCCCCUUCCGUCGGUGCCCGAGGAAGAGGAGGAGGAAGAGGAGGAGGAGGCGGCGGCGGCGGAGGCGCAGCCAUUGCCGCCAGUCUGCGUGUCCCCCAUGCGGGGCAUGUGGCGGGAGGAGAAGGUGGCGCUCUUCUGCGACCAGGUGCUGCGGGGUUGUAAGGCAGAAGAUGCUGAUGAGGCUAUGAGUAACUACCUAUCAGAAAAAUUAAAGUUGAAAGACAAAUGGCUUGGAGUCUGGAAGACUAACCCUGAGUUAUUCUUUCUGAAAUAUGAAGAAGCUUCUAUCCCUUUUGUUGGUAUACUAGUUGAGGCAACUUGUACACCACACCAGAGCUCAUCAUCUUGUUUCAGAGUGACUGUUUCUGUUGCUGAGCCUUUUUCUUCUAAUAUUGCAAAUAUUCCAAGGAAUUUGGUUAAUGAGGUUUUAGAAGAACUAGAGCAUAGUGUGCCUCUCUUGGAAGUGUACCCUGUUGAAGGACAAGAUUCUGAUAUACAUGAUAUUGCUUUGGCCUUGGAAGUUGUAAGGUUUUUUUAUGACUUUCUCUGGAGAGACUGGGAUGAUGAAGAACGUUGUGACAAUUAUACUGCUUUGAUUGAAGAAAGAAUUAAUUUGUGGUGUGAUAUACAAGAUGGAACAAUACCUGGUCCUAUCGCACAACGUUUCAAAAAAACUUUGGAGAAAUAUAAAAACAAGCGUGUCGAGCUCAUUGAGUAUCAGAACAAUAUUAAAGAGGAUCCCUCUGCAGCAGAGGCUGUUGAAUGCUGGAAAAAAUACUACGAGAUAGUAAUGCUCUGUGAAUUAUUGAAAAUGUGGGAAGAUUUACGCCUCCGAGUCCAUGGUCCUUUUUUUCCAAGAAUUCUGAGGCGUAGGAAAGGAAAAAGAGAUUUUGGAAAAACUAUAACACAUAUUGUAGCAAAAGUGAUGACUACUGACAUGGUAAAGGACUUAUCUUCAGACACAUUUCUCCAACAGCAUGAUGAUUUGGAUUUGGCUUUGGAUAGUUGUUAUAGUGGAGAUACAGUAGUUAUUUUCCCAGGAGAAUAUCAAGCUGUCAAUCUUGCUUUAUUGACUGAUGACAUCAUUAUAAAGGGAGUUGGAAAGAGAGAGGAAAUUAUGAUUACUUCUGAACCUUCCCAUGACAGUUUUGUGGUGUCCAAAGCUGCUAAUGUGAAACUAAUGCACCUGUCUUUGAUACAACAAGGGACAGUGGAUGGCAUUGUGGUGGUGGAGGCUGGUCACAUGACUCUGGAGAACUGUGUAUUAAAAUGUGAAGGAACAGGAGUGUGUGUUCUUACAGGGGCUUCUUUGACAAUUAAGGACAGUGAAAUAAUCGGUGCCCAGGGUGCUGGUGUUGAACUGUAUCCUGGCAGCACAGCCACUUUAGAAAGGAAUGAAAUUCAUCACUGUAAUAACUUCAGAACCAAUGACAGUUCAAAAAGCAUCUUAGGUGGUGUUAAUAUGAAGGUUCUUCCUGCACCCAAAUUGAAGAUGACUAAUAAUCAUAUUUACAACAAUGGCUAUGGAAUAAGCAUUCUUCCACCAACUGAACAGUUUUUUAUUGUAGCAGAAACUUGCAACAAAGGGGCUGCUUCAGGAGACAAAAAAGAUGAAAAUAGGCUCUCCAAAGUAAUGCAAAAUAUGAAUCUGGAAAUAAAUGAUAAUAAAAUGGAAGCAAACUUAAAGGGGGAUAUCAGAAUAGCCACAAAUUAAAGCACUGGGUUUAUGUUCAAGUUUUAUAUUUCAGAGAGUUUAAUAAAUCUCAUCUCCCACAGAAAUGGUAGUUCUAAUUAAAUUCAACUUAUUUAAUUAAAAACAUUUAAACAUGUUAA